Messenger RNA from Fusarium verticillioides 7600, 2619 nucleotides. Its product is annotated as 2-dehydropantoate 2-reductase. The transcript has 2 exons. Bases 292 to 1347 code for a protein of 351 amino acids. The record is from RefSeq and is a predicted model, not a curated record. Lineage: Eukaryota; Fungi; Ascomycota; Sordariomycetes; Hypocreales; Nectriaceae. Gene Ontology annotation, cellular component: cytoplasm. Gene Ontology annotation, biological process: pantothenate biosynthetic process. Gene Ontology annotation, molecular function: 2-dehydropantoate 2-reductase activity.
GUUGCUUUGAAGCUUGAGUUAAGGUAGUCUAGAGCUUCAUGAUUGUAAUUCAACCUCGUGUGAGUCUCGUAUUCUCUUGCAUCGGAGAAAUACAGAGUACAUAGACUCGUUGCUCAUCAAGCCUUAAGAGAUAUCUCUCGGCUUAAUUGAAACGCCAUUCAUUGGGUGCCCUGCUGAGCGUAGGAUAGAAAGGCCCGAUACAUCGGCAUCAUGGCAGACAACAGGUACCCAAGGAGCACCCAUCAUACGCAUACUCAAUUGCGCAUAAGUCACGUCUAAACUAUUGCUAACAUGUGCAUCUGUCAUAGCCGCGUUGAUAUCAUCUUCAUCGGUGCUGGCGCCGUUGGUUGCUUCUACGCUUCACGCCUCCAUCAUCCAUCCCAAAACAUUCACGUCUCUCUCGUGGCUCGCUCUAACUAUGCUGCUAUUCAAAAAGACGGUGUGAAGCUUCUGACACGAAGCUUUGGUGACUACACCUUCAACCCUGAUGCGGCUUUCCCUUCUGUCGAUGCUGCUGCCGCUGCUGGCACUUCAUCAGGCGCAAAGCGAGACUGGCACUAUAUCUUCGUGACAACCAAGGCUCUUCCAGAUAUCAACGAUGACUCAUCCAUCAUCGAGCCCUUGGUAGGCCCAAAAUCAUGCAUCGUCCUCAUCCAGAAUGGUGUCGGCGUAGAGGAGCCCUUCCGCAAACGCUUCCCUAAUAACCCCAUCGUCAGCGCUGUUACCGUUGUUAGUGCAGAGCAAACCUCGCCUGGUACUAUUCGUCAGAACCGCUGGACGCGUAUCAGCAUCGGACCUUACAUAGAUGGUUUAGCCUCGAAGGACUCGGAGUUAGGCCGUCGUGGCACAGAGUCGACUGAAGCACUGUGUCGUUGGUGGACAGAACUGGGUGGUAUCAAAGACGUGGAUCCCCAUGAUGAAGUCGGUCUUCAGACUGUGCGGUGGCACAAGCUCUGUAUCAACGCAGCCAUGAACCCCUCCGCUGUGCUCUCAGGUGGCCGUGGCAAUGCCGACAUGGUAGCAGAUGACGAGCUCCAGAGACAUCUACUAGGCGUGAUGCAUGAGAUUCGAGAUGCUGUGCCCAAGAUCCUCGGCAGACCUUUCCCGGACAGUAUGGCCAAACCUGAGAAGAUCGUUGAAAGCACAGCCCGCAAUAAGGGCGCAAGGCCGAGCAUGCUUCUGGACUGGGAAGCAGGCAAGCCUUUAGAGCUUGAGGUGAUAUUGGGCAAUCCUGUGAGGAUUGCAAGGGAGAGAGGUGUUGAAAUGCCUAGGUUGCAGAGCCUGUAUGCGCUUUUGAGGUCGGCGCAGGCCAUGAGGAAGAGAGAGCAGACCAAGGGGAAGCUUUGAGUUGCAGUCUUGUUCAGAGACGAGUCAUUUAUUAAGAUCGAGAUAGAGGUUGUGAUAGACAUAUCCGAAUUGCCAACUGUUGGUUACUUAUCCAUUACAACUUCUAUUUCGUUGCCAUACAAACCUCUCUAUUCUCAUGAUACCAAUGUCGGUGAUUCAAUCAUUUCCCUACUUCUGAACGGGGGCAUACCUUGAAGUGACUUCAUAUGAUAGGUUCCAUGCCGUAGGAAGGACACAGGCUGGGAACGCCCUUGAUGUUGAAUCAUGUGUCACUAUGCUCAGCUUGGUCCUGAGGACCGAGAACGAACAUUGAGUAUUGCGGCUACGAUAUGGAAGAGCAUACAACAUUGCUAAACCAGGUUCCCAAUAAACUGCAAGGCCUUUCAAGCCAACACCCAACCCUAUGGUGUUGCAUCUGGACUCUCCCGCCUUGAUACCAGUCAUUCCCUGCCUCAAGCCAUGGUUUGCAGCGGUGAUAAUCCAUCUUAUUUCUCUCCUAAUUUAUUUUUGGCAUGUCAGUUACUUUUGUUUCAUGCACCGUCUUUUAUCAACACUCGCAGAGUCGCCAAUGAUUGUAGGACGCUGAUCUCAUUGCCACUCGAUGUCAACUCACAGGAAUCCCCAUCGCAAUUUGACAUAUUAUACAUUUUAUUCGUGCUAAAUAGUAGUACAGAACACAAUAAUAUGUUCAUUCACCGCAGACCGAUCACAACGAAACUGGUUUGGCUCUAAGCUCUGAGUGUCAUCUCUGAGACCUCGUCUAAUUUAGUUGUUUGCUGGCUGUCAUGGCCCGAAUAGUAUCUCCAGACGACCAGAUAUCUCAUGGCAAAUAUCAAAUUCGAUUUUUUCAUUAAUGAACCCUACCAUUCGGUUCAUCGCAAAAGAGGAACAUGCAACAGAAUCCAUACAAAGUAACUGACUCACAGUCUCUCUGGAUGUGACCGCUGCGCAAUCAGGGCGACAAAAACUGACGAAGGGCAGGAAACCCUCGAUACAGCUACGAUCAAUUCAUAAUAUCUGCCAAGGCAUGAGGUGUUAUCCAUAGUGCAGGAAGUACAUCACUUUCCAACAGUCAACUAAACAUAGUUCUGACCAGAUUAUCUCGACAGCGUUGAGAUGAAAUCACUGGUAAAACAUUGCAAUUCGGUAUCUUGAUAUGUUUCAUAAUACCUGUUCAAUGGUUAUGCACUUCGGUCUAUAUAUUACCAAACUCAUCUGAGUAUUCACAGCGCAGCAUAAGGGCUCCGAGGAUCGUUUGUUCGAAGGGCGCAG